Schizosaccharomyces octosporus yFS286 is the source of this 1223-nucleotide messenger RNA. RefSeq lists its product as uncharacterized. Bases 275 to 712 code for a protein of 145 amino acids. NCBI's taxonomy places the organism in Eukaryota, Fungi, Ascomycota, Schizosaccharomycetes, Schizosaccharomycetales, Schizosaccharomycetaceae. The record is from RefSeq and is a predicted model, not a curated record. The transcript has 4 exons.
GACCAGUCAGUGACAUAAUGUCGCUGUUUAUGAUAUUGAAAUAUGCGAAAAGCUAUUACCAUGAGUUUUUCAACUUCGCUUUAUCUUUUACGAGGAGUUUCCCUUUGAACAGUAUUAUUAGUUUAUAUUUAUAAAAAAGGAGUAAUUCCUUAUUUGACCGAUCCUCACGACUUGUGAAAUUAGUACUCGCGGUCAUUGUUGGGUGAUUCUAGCUGAAUUCGGUUCAUUUGUAAAUCUUGGUGUUCUUUUGAUUUACUAGGUUGCCAUUGUUAAUAUGAAAAACAAAUAUACUCCUGUUUCAGAUUCUGAUGACUCUUUCAAAGUGCUCAAUGAUGAAAAGGCAAAUAGUCAGUCGUCUCCUUCUGAUGGUACUCCGUAUUCAGCGUCAAACAAACUUAUCGAUUUAGAAAUGGCUGACGGAUCCGCUCAGAAUUCCGCCGAAUUACCCGAAAAUAAUAUUAGGUCUGACCCUUCGCCAAAUAAACAGUGGUGGAAAACACCUGUCAUGGGUACAGUGACUAUUAUAACUACUAUAUAUAAUCUUGUUUUUCUAGCCAUAGUUUUUGGUUACAAGGUUUCUCCGUAUUCGAAAGCUUUUUACGGGCUUGCUGGCGGUUCUAUUGGAUCUAUUAGUACUUUUCUCCUUGCAAUUCUUUAUAUAUAUCCGGAAUGGUACAGGCAAGCUGGAAGAGCAGUAAUGCAAUUAGGAUGAGCAACAAAGAAGUACGUUAAGGAAGGGGAGGAGCGUCAACUGUGUGUAAAGCGCUAAUUACCCUGAUAAGUUUGAAUGGAGUCGGGGGUUAUGUUUUGAAAUCGUCAGGAGGCUUUGAUUAUAUACAUUCAGCCGCGGUAUUGGUCGUUUUGAUCGUAUUGAACAUAUGCUUGUUUUUUCUUUUCAUUCGAAACCCAAUUGGAUUUGAAAAUAUAACACAUAUCCCACCUACAGUAAGGGAAAUUUAGUUUUGUUAAGUUAGAAACUUUCAUUUAAUUUGGGAAACAGCAGAAUUAGCAGGAAUGGUCCACCUUGUAAAGAAGAAAUCGAAUUUCAGCCUCUUCUCCUAAUAUCAUUGCUUAUGUAUCGUUCAUUUUCUUCGUGAAUACGACACCUAUUUCAAUGAUUAUUCGUAUAUUCUGGCGAUUUUAUGUUCGUAAUAAAUUCAUUUUUAUUUAAAGACCGUGUGCCCCAUGCUAUUGCAUUUUUUUCAUAAACCACGAGCAUGAGA